This is a messenger RNA of Benincasa hispida (wax gourd), 606 nucleotides long. RefSeq names its product CASP-like protein 4B1. NCBI's taxonomy places the organism in Eukaryota, Viridiplantae, Streptophyta, Magnoliopsida, Cucurbitales, Cucurbitaceae. The record is from RefSeq and is a predicted model, not a curated record.
AUGUCAAACCCUCGAGACAAUAAUGCCCCCGAAACGAUCACGUCGGCUCCUCUCGCUCCCGAUGUUGAAACGAGGUCGACAGUACCGCCCGUUGGAACUGAAGCGGCUGCAAUAGUAAAGAGAAUGAAGAGAGAAGACAUAUUGAAGAAAUUGUCUCUAAGCUUGAGAUGGUCGAGCUUUGUAUUCUCGUUGAUUGCUUUUGUUGUCAUGGUCUCCAAUCGACAUGGAGAGGAGAUUAAUUUUGAAGAUUAUGAAGAAUACAGUUAUGUGUUGGCAAUUGCAAUAAUCUCAAGUGUAUAUACGGCCUACCAAGGAAUUCGAGAAGUUAUCCAAUUUGUUACUCGAAAAUAUACAUCUCCUCACCUAGCUUUUGCCAUCAUUGACUUUGUUGCAGAUCAGGUUUUGGCAUAUUUAUUGAUAUCAGCAGCAUCAGCAGCAGUUCCAUUGACAAACAGAGCAAGAAAAGUUUACGAAGGAUACUCAAAUGUAAUGACGUUUUUAGAUAUGGCAGCUGCUUCCAUUAGCAUGACUUUCUUGGCGUUCUUUACAUUAGCACUCUCUCUUCUCAUUUCUGGAUACAAACUCUCUGCUCAUUUUUUCCGUUAA